Messenger RNA from Gastrolobium bilobum, 2085 nucleotides. RefSeq names its product exocyst complex component EXO70C2-like. NCBI's taxonomy places the organism in Eukaryota, Viridiplantae, Streptophyta, Magnoliopsida, Fabales, Fabaceae. Gene Ontology annotation, biological process: exocytosis. Gene Ontology annotation, molecular function: phosphatidylinositol-4,5-bisphosphate binding. The record is from RefSeq and is a predicted model, not a curated record. Bases 1 to 2085 code for a protein of 694 amino acids. Gene Ontology annotation, cellular component: exocyst. The transcript has a single exon.
AUGGAGAAGGACCUUGCUGAGCAUUCAGGCAGUUUCGCAGGCAAAGACGAAAACACCAAUGUCGACGACAUCUCUCAUUCACCGGUGCCGGAAACUGCAGAUAACAUUGGUGCAAAACCGGACAGUGAAACCGAAAAAGCUGCAGAUGCAGAUCGUGUUCAGGGAGAGCCGAAAGAGGGGGAGGAGGAGGAAGAAGAAACCGUCGUAGCCGUUGAGGUUCCGCCGGAAACUCCUCUUCCUAGCCUGGAGAAGGUUUCAGAAGACAUCGAUCGAUUACUUCUGACUCUGCAACAGAAUAAUGAUGAUAACAAUAAUGCAGAUGUCAAUGAAGUCUCGUUAUUAGAGAUCCCUGAUUUCGUGGAAAGGUUCUUGGAUCUCGUGGAAGAGAAGAUUGCCAGGUACGACACAGGCGCAACAAAAUCGGGUGAGGUUGUGGAGGAAGAUUCAUCGUUGCUGGAAGCUGUGAAUCGCAUUUCAAAGCUGAUGAAAUUGUUGAGAGAAGAGUCUCAAUCUGAAAAAGAAGAGAUCAAUGGCAAAAACGACUUGUUGGUGAACCGCAUUGGCGUCGUUCAACAACGAGCGAUGUCGUAUUUGGAAGACGAGUUCCGUUUGUUAAUGGAAGAAUCUGGAAACCACAGCAAAUCAGACCCGAAAGGGAAGCACGUGCAGGCAGAACCACCAGAAUCCGAACCCGCGGAAACGGUUACGCAUUUCCCGGGUUACACGGAGGAAGCCGUUGCAAGUUUGAACAAGAUAGCGAGGGAGAUGAUAUCAGGCGGUUACGAAUCUGAGUGUUUUCAUGAUUACACCAUUUCGAGAAGGCACGCGCUGGAGGAGAGCGUGCACAAACUAGGCUUCCAGAAAUUCACCAUCGAAGAGAUUCAGAAAAUGCAAUGGGAAGCACUGGAGAGGGAUCACAUCCCAACGUGGAUCAACACAUUUAAGGAAUGCGCCGCCGCGUACUUCCCCGGCGAGCGGAAACUGGCGGAGUCCGUCUUCUCGGAUCACCCAUCCACGGCGGCGAGCCUCUUCAGCAACAUCUCUCGCGGCGUGACGAUUCAGCUUCUCAACUUCGCUGAAAGCAUGUCUAUGACAAAGCGUGCGGGGGAGAAGCUCUUCAAACUCCUCGACAUGUACGAAACCUUAAGGGAUUUGAUUCCAAACCUGGACAACCUGUUCCCUGAUGAUUACGUCAGCGAGCUCAAAGCGGAAACGACGUCGGGUAAGUGCAGACUCGGCGAGGCUGCGAUACUCAUAUUCUGCGAUCUUGAAAACUCAAUAAAAUCCGAUACCGGUAAAACCCCGGUAGCCGGUGGCGCGGUUCACCCGCUAACACGCUACAUCAUGAACUACCUGAGGCUAGCGUGCGAAUAUAAAGACACAUUGGAAGAGGUGUUCAGGGAACACUCGAAGAUCGAGCGUGCUGACUCGACAAGUAGGCCCCACUACGAGGAAGAGAAGAAAAACGUCCAAAAAGAAAAGGAAAACGCAUCGCCGUUUGCGGCACAGUUAAUGAGGGUGAUGGAGUUGCUAGACUCGAACCUUGAAGGGAAAGCGAAGCUGUACAAGGAGGUAGCAUUAAGCUGCAUCUUCAUGAUGAACAACGGAAGAUACAUAGUUCAGAAGAUCAAAGGUUCUUCGGAGAUAUACGAGGUAAUGGGAGAGACAUGGUGUAGGAAAAGAUCCACUGAGCUGAGGACAUACCAUAAGAACUACCAGAUAGAAACGUGGAGUAAGAUAUUGGGUUGUUUAAGCCCGAAAGGGUUGAGUGAUAACGGGAAGGUGCAGAAACCGGUGCUGAAGGAGAGGUUCAAGAGCUUCAAUGCAUUGUUUGAAGAGAUACACAAGACGCAGAGCACGUGGGUGGUGAGUGACGAACAGCUUCAAUCGGAGCUAAGGGUUUCAAUAUCGGCGCUCGUGAUUCCGGCGUACCGGUCAUUUUUGGGGAGGUUUUCUCAGUAUUUGGAUCCAGGGAGACAAACGGAGAAGUAUAUUAAGCUUCAAGCUGAGGAUGUAGAGAAUUACAUCGACGAGUUGUUUGAUGGGAACCCUCAUCAUCAGGCCAUUGCUAGAAAGAAAGCAUGA